Molecule: messenger RNA, 3575 nt
Organism: Scleropages formosus (Asian bonytongue)
Lineage: Eukaryota; Metazoa; Chordata; Actinopteri; Osteoglossiformes; Osteoglossidae
Gene: rab10
Product: RAB10, member RAS oncogene family
Exons: 6
Coding region: 131-736 (201 amino acids)
Molecular function (GO): GTP binding; GTPase activity
Source: RefSeq, a predicted model, not a curated record
GUCAGGUCGUUUUAAUGAGCGAAUUUUUUUGGUUGAGUAUUUAGAGAUUUCGCAAUACAAUCUCUCAUCCUUCUUGAAAUCGCUUUCUCUCGAUCUGCCGAGCGUUUUGGGACGCGCGAUUCGCGGUUCAAUGGCGAAGAAGACGUACGACCUGUUAUUCAAGCUGCUCCUCAUCGGAGACUCGGGUGUGGGGAAGACGUGUGUGCUGUUCCGCUUCUCCGACGACGCCUUCAACACCACCUUCAUUUCUACCAUAGGAAUUGAUUUCAAGAUAAAAACUGUUGAACUACAAGGAAAGAAGAUAAAAUUACAGAUAUGGGACACUGCUGGUCAGGAGCGGUUUCACACAAUCACCACCUCCUACUACAGAGGGGCUAUGGGGAUCAUGCUGGUGUAUGACAUCACAAAUGCCAAAAGCUUUGAGAACAUCAGCAAGUGGCUGCGAAACAUAGAUGAGCAUGCAAAUGAAGAUGUUGAGAGAAUGCUGCUAGGCAACAAGUGUGACAUGGAAGACAAGCGGGUGGUACCAAAGGCAAAAGGAGAACAGAUUGCAAGAGAACAUGGCAUUAGGUUUUUUGAGACCAGUGCAAAAGCAAAUAUCAACAUUGAGAAAGCAUUCCUCACGUUAGCAGAAGACAUACUUAGAAAGACACCCGUAAAAGAGCCCAACAGUGAAAACGUAGAUAUCACCAGUGGAAGUGGAGUCACAGGGUGGAAGAGCAAGUGCUGCAGCUGAAUAAUCUUUCCCUUAUUCUUACCCCCCCCCCCCCCCCCCCCGCCUUUAUUCUCUCUCUUUCUCGCUCUCUCUCUCUUUCCCCCUUUCCGUCUUUUUCUCUUCCCCUUCUCUAGCUGCCCUGCUGAUUUCCAUCCGUUUCUGAAAAUAAACCACUUCACAUGUCUAAAUCUAACACUCUGUCCUCUCAUACCUUUAAACAACUUUUUGUUCUUCCAUUCAUGAUUGCUUGCUGACAAUAUUUUUAUUUCAAAAAUGUAUAGAUAAAGAAAUCAUGUUGUUUCUUGUCAUUUAUUUUAAGGAUACAAAAGAAGAAAACUCACCACUACAUUUUUUUCUUUGUUUUUGGGUUAUAUUUUAGUCAAAACUCAACUCAGUUGUCUAGUUUUGAAUCUGCAACAAAUGGUCAGGAUAAACAAAAGAGAAAACCAUGUAGAAUUAACAAUUUUGUACAAUAGUGGGGUUUGUAUACAAGCGCAUAAGUGACAAGACGAGCAUCUGUGUAGAUCUUGCUUGAACUUUUCUAGGUGGGAUUUAUUUUGUCCUGUGCCUUAAAUGGAAUAGAAGGAGCGGCACCUCUGGUGGGAAUGCCACUUACUGUGGUACAUUGACCAUUAAUACACAUAUAUUAAACUGCUCUCGCUUCUCCAUGGCCAUGUCAAUAUAUGAAUUAAACUGAAAGGAAGUGCAGAAAAGUUUGAAUUUCUUUUUAGACCUUUUUUUAUCAGUAUGACUUAUUUUACACUUAAGAUUUCUUUACCUGUCUUGCAUGCUAAUUUCUUUUGGUUGGAAAACUUUUUUGUAAGUUACUCUUCAAAAGAAAUGGCACCACCUUUUCAAUGUGAGGAGUAGACUGAAUAGUUCUUUGGAAAUUCAAACAGUUUUGCAGAUCCAUUAAAACUAGCUUGUUUAAGUUAAAUAUUUGUGGUUUAUCUUUUUAUUUCCUGAUUAUUGGUGUUCUUGUGCAUGGGGAUGUUUUUUUUUUUUUUUUUUUUUUUCUUUUUCUUUCAACGUGGUUGAUAUUGCUGUGGUUACUCAGUGGUAUUUGAACAAACCAGUUCUUCAAAUGCAAGACCCUAGUGGAAACCAAGAAUUAUGACCAACAAUAAUUCACAGUACUGGCUUUGACAAAAUAUUUGAUUUCACCACUUUCAGAAUGUUUUGUUACAAGUCAAAUGGGUAUCAUCAAUGCAGUGAUGAAACUAUGCAGAUUCUGAAUAUGUAUUUAUAUAGCAGUACUUAUUUUGUGGUUUCACAUUGGGUCUGUGUUGAAUUUGCCUAACAUAGUCAUUUUUUAAAAGGGCUUUAACAUCAUGUUUGGAAAUAGAAUACAAAUCAAGGUGGGAGCAGUCACUAAUCUUUGUAGUAGAAGCACUGCACAUUUAUGGGCCCGUGUUACUCUAAUAAAAUACUGUCCUUAAGGUGACCUAAGAGCUGCUCCCCUCAGCAGGGCAUUAGUGAAUGACUUUCAUCUUUAACCAAAGGUGGGGCCGAGGUUUUGUGGGACUUUUUUCAGUUUUAACCUUCGUUACGAAGCAUGCAGCUCACUUUCUAUAAAUGUGCACUGCUUUGCAUUUUCUGUUAUACCUGCACUUUCUGCCAUUAGUAACUGUAAGGGAAUACAAUGUAAAUUGACAUUUAUAGCACCAUAACAUAUACACAGUUUAUGCUGUUUAUUGCGACAAAGUGUGCUCUCUACCGUGGAAGAAGCAGUGUGAAGAUUAACAAGUUGCUCGUUUAAACACCUUGGGCUCCGUUGUACUGAUCAGGAGUCUGGUGGUUUAGUUUUAAUGCUGAUAUGACUAAAAACGUCAAAUAAACAGUAUUUGUAGAUUAUGUAGUUGUUGCUGUUUGGUGUUGGGUGUAAGUGUAAAUCAACUUGAUAUGUUCUUUGCUUGGAUUAGUCCCUGUGAUUUCAGUUUUGCAAUUUGGUUGUAAUGUUUUUGCAUCAACAAAGCCUUAAAGAAUUAGAAUCCAAAUCAUCCAGUGUACCCAAAGUACAUAUUCCUUUUUGUUGGUUUGGGUUUUUCGUUAAACCUAGGCCACAGACUUAAUAGAAUAGUAGAAUGUAUUGCGCAACUGAAGUUAUUUUGUAUUAAAAUAUUAUGGAAUGAUACAAGCGUAACUUCAAGAUGCAUAAAGUCUUUAGGAAAGGAAUGGCAUGCCUGUGGUAUUACCAAAAGUUAGGGAGGGAUAUUUUCUUUCACCAUAUUUGUAAGCACAGUGAAACUAACAUUGGGAGAAAUCAAGAAACCAGACAAAAAUAAUUUAGGUGGAAGUCUUGUUACUGAGUUUCGGGUUCUGAGGAAAUGGUAGUGAAGGUAGCGGAGGCAACACAGGACUUGUCAAUUUUUGAGUCCUAUGUGUUCUCCCUUGAAAUAAUUCAAAGUCUGACAGCUGCAUCUUGUAGCUUUUAAAUGUAAAAUAACCAUCAAAUCUUGACACAGUAUCCCUUUUGCUUGAUCUCUCCCCUGUACAACCCUUUCUUAGCCUUAUGUAUUAUUUGCUCUACUUUAAGAUACUUUCACAGAAGAAUGGAUUUGACAUUGGAAUGUGGUGGUGUUGACAUUUUUGACAUCAAUAAAAGCUCACUUUGUACAGUAAUAUUGCAUGUGUGGAGAGGUGAGAUGAUUUUCACAGGUAAACAAGUAAAAAAAAAAACCUCUAAAGUAAAGCAUAUGCAACAGCUGCGGAUGAUAAGUCCUUUCUUGGCGAUGAUGAAGAAAUUACUUUAGGGACGUUACUCGCUGUUUGCCUUUACACUGACGGCACCAAACCAUGCUAUUUACGGAGUAGACCGAGGGAGAAAAUGACUAUUUUGUGCAAAAUGAACCAGUAAAAU